Orycteropus afer afer is the source of this 4863-nucleotide messenger RNA. The record is from RefSeq and is a predicted model, not a curated record. Lineage: Eukaryota; Metazoa; Chordata; Mammalia; Tubulidentata; Orycteropodidae.
AUGGAGAUGCUGAGGAGGGACUGGAUCCUGGAUAUGGUGAAGGGUUACACUAAGGACAUGGUGACAGACUUUGACGAGAAACAUGAUGAGUAUUUAAUAUUGCUUCAGCAGAGAAACCGGAUAUUAAAGCAUUUGAAAACCAAGGACCCCGUGCAGUUGAGGCUGGAACACUUGGAGCAGGGCUUCUCUGUCUACGUCAACGGUGCCAAUUCUGAGCUGAAGACAUCACCACGCAAAGUCACCCAAUCUGACUUCUCUAGAAGUGCCUCACACGCCGAGGGGACACAUGAUUACGGACGAAGAGCCCUAUUUAGAGAAGCUGAAGAAGCCUUAAGACGCGGCUCUCGGACAGCCCCCAGCAAAGUCCAGCGCCGAGGAUGGCACCAGAAAUCGGUGCAAAUCAGAACAGAAGCUGGCCCACGGCUCCACAUUGAACCUCCUCUGGACUAUUCUGAAGAUUUUGAGCCCUGUGAGGAUGUGGAUAUCAAGGCAAAGAAUGCAUCUGGGGAUCGUCCACAGGAGCUGACAAAAAGCCUGGAGCUAAGUGUAAAUCUACAAAGGGAACAAAAGAAUGGUUCCAGUGACGAGUGUGACUCCAUCGAAGAAGACGUGCUCUCUGAUCCUGAACCUGAGGGCCAGGUGCUGGUGGACCGUCCUAGAGAUGACCCUCUUCUUUCAAGUGGGGACUCAGUGCAGAAGGACCUUCCCACAGACCAGGAGACAGAAGGACACCUUCCCCAGGGCCCAGACCCUCUGGUGGUGCUGGGUUUUAACACAGCUUCCAAAAGCAGUAAAAGGGAAAGGCAUUUGUCUGCUAAACGGAAGGACGAUGCAGAAGUCUUCAUUCCCAGCAAAUCUGAGCCAACCCUGAAUCACCAGCCCCCCGCCACACUCUCAGACCAGGAGAAGCCCUGCUCCAGACCUGGAAGCCGCCGAGAGAGACCCCUGUCAGCAACCCGAAAAACCAUGCACAAGGCUGAGGACCGGGAGGAAGAUGCCUCGGCCGUACUCAGAGCCAUCCAGGUGGAGAACGAAGCCCUGCAGAGGGCGCUCCUCCGCAGAAAGGCUGAGCGUCCUGCCAGCCAGCCUCCUUUCCAGGACCCAGAGGAGCCACCAGCAAAACCAUGGGCCACUUUGCUGAAGGACAAGGAAGAGAUGCCAUCCCUUGAGCUGCCUCCCAUUGCCUCGGCAACCACCACGCAGGAGCUGGGGCCGGAGCCGUCUGGGGCAGCAGGGGGAGCCAGAGCCAUCAAUGAAGCCGUGGAUAGACUCGGCCUUUUGGGAAGCAGGCAACAGCAGAAUCUUCUGGAAGUCGUCCAGGCUGUCGAAACUGACUCUACCCACCUCAGCCAGCUGGAUUCCCCAUCCCAGGAGCAACUGGUAGACCUGGAGGAUAAGUUGAGGACAAAAGCAGAACAGAUGAAGGAUGCCGUCUAUGUGACCAUGGAAAUCCUGUCCAACUGGGGCAGCACAGCAGGGGUGGGACUCACAGAAGUCGAAUUCUUUGACCUGAAUGACACCAAGCUUUAUGUGUCACCUCAUGACGUGGACUUCCAGAAUGCGGACACACCUGGGGACCUGGGCCUCCUUGUCAAUCGGAACUUAGCUGGCAAGAAGGACCUCUCCCUGUGGACAUGCCCCUUCCAGCCGCCACUGCAGCUCUUCUUUACUGUCCGCAACACACAACAGCUGCGUGACUUUGGGCUUGCCAAGAUCAAAGUCUGGAAUUACUGGACAGCUGACGGCGAUCUUGACCUUGGUGCCAAGAAAGUGAAGCUGUACAUCAACAAAAAGCUCAUCUUUGAUGGUGAGUUAGACAAAGGUGAUGGCGAGACUCCGGCUACCCAGAGCAUUCCAGUGGACCUGAGGAAUGAGAGGAUGGAGAACACUGGUAGCACCUACUCGGAUGAAAGCAAAGAUGCCCACAGGAUGGUGGGUGCAGAUGGGGGCAGACGGCUCUGUCUCAAUUACUCACCACCAGCUGGAACACCGCUGGAUGUCACAGUUUCUUCACAAGGAAAUUUAUUUGGUGAAAAGAUGAAUUCUACUAAUUGCAUGAAUGGCAGUUUGUCCAAGUUAGAAGAAGAUUUAAGAAUGUUACAAGCCCCAGUCUCGAUGGGUGACAUUGCCAGUAACCCUCCCACCUCCCCACCUGUGACAUGCCCUUCUCUUGACAAGGAGCUCUCUCUGAUCCAGCAACUGGAAAACCUCACAGGCAGGAAAAUCUCUCAGCCACCAAGGAAAACCCCAUCCUGGUUACAACCUACUCCCAAAGGGAAAGGCAGGAAGCAGGGAGGCAGGAAACCCAAGCCCCUGUGGCUUAGUCCUGAGCAGCCCCAGGACUGGAAAGACUGCCUUCCAUCAGACGACGGCAAUGGUGUGGGUCCUGGGGAGACUGAGGCUAGGGAUCGAGGUCCCAAAUGUGAGCAAGAGUGGGUGAGCAGCUGGAGCGUCGCUGCUGGCGAGAGACCCCAGAGAGUAAACCCCAGGGUCUGUGAGGAUGACUUGGACAUCUUUCACCUGCCCUCCAGCAGAGAGCGCCCUGUGAGUGGGAGGAGGAGCUCGAGGAAGGACGCCCACAGCAGUAGUCAUGGUGACAACCAGCCAGCUAGCAGAGAAGAUACCUUGUCCACCCGGACACCGCCACGGUCCCGGUGGUGCAGCGAGCAGGAACACAUGCUGCACGAGUCAUGGAACUCCCUCAGUGCCUUCAACCUCUCGCACAGGGGGCGCAUCUCUAAUGUAGAGUUCCAGGGGGACAUCCUGGAUGAGUUCCUACAGCAGCAGAAAAGCAGCCGGCAGAGCGACCCGCCACCACCCUGGAAGGAGGAAAAGCCAGAGCCACUGCAAGAGCAGGAUGACGGCUCCACAGAGAUGGAUGAUGGCAGUGACUUUAAAAUCCCAGUCUUGCCUUACGGGCAGCACUUGGUUAUCGACAUCAAGUCAACGUGGGGGGACCGACACUACAUCGGCCUUAAUGGAAUAGAAAUAUUCAGUUCCAAGGGUGAGCCAGUGCAAAUUCUGAACAUUAAGGCAGAUCCCCCUGACAUCAACAUUUUACCAGCAUAUGGGAAAGACCCCCGUGUGGUCACCAACCUCAUCGACGGGGUGAACAGGACCCAGGAUGACAUGCACGUCUGGCUGGCACCCUUCACACCGGGCAAGUCUCACUCCAUUACAAUUGAUUUCAUGCACCCUUGCCAAGUUGCCCUGAUCAGGAUUUGGAAUUACAAUAAAUCACGCAUACAUUCCUUCCGUGGCGUGAAAGACAUCACAAUGCUGCUGGACACUCAGUGUAUCUUUAAAGGAGAAAUUGCAAAGGCCUCGGGAACCCUGACAGGAGCCCCAGAGCACUUUGGAGACACAAUCUUAUUCACGACUGAUGACGACAUUCUUGAGGCCAUAUUCUGCUCUGAUGAGACAUUUGAUGUGGAUGUGGAGAGCCUCUGCAGCCUGCAGCAUGAGGAGGCUCUGAGGAGACCCAGCACAGCUGACAGCGAGGGCGAUGACAGGCCCUUCACCCAGGCUGGGCUGUGGGCUGACGACCAGGUCCCGGAGCCAGAGCUGUCACCCAGUCCUCCCGUCCCCGAAGUCACCACACCAGAGCCAGGCGUGUACCAUGGGCUCUGCCUUCAGCUGAAUCUCACUGCCUCCUGGGGAGACCUACACUACCUGGGGCUCACAGGCUUGGAGGUAGUGGGGAAGGAUGGCCAGGCAUUACCCAUCAGCCCUCACCAGAUCUCUGCCUCCCCCAAAGACCUGAAUGACCUCCCCGAGUACACUGAUGACUCCCGGACCCUGGAUAAGUUAAUUGAUGGAACCAACAUCACGAUGGAGGAUGAGCACAUGUGGCUGAUUCCCUUCUCACCAGGGCUGGACCACGUGGUCACAAUCCGCUUCGACAGAGCCGAAAGUAUCGCAGGCCUGCGCUUCUGGAACUACAAUAAAUCUCCCGAGGACACCUAUCGAGGGGUCAAAAUCAUCCACGUCUCCCUGGACGGCUUAUGUGUCUCCCCCCCAGAGGGCUUCCUCAUCCGCAAGGGGCCAGGCAACUGCCACUUUGAUUUUGCUCAAGAAAUCCUCUUUGUGGACUACCUGCAGCCACGACCACAAAUGCGGCCCCAGCCGGCCACGAGACCCCACAGGAAGAGUCAGGAGCACGCCAGCAUGGACUAUGAGGCGCCGCUGAUGCCCUGCGGCUUCAUUUUCCAGUUUCAGCUCCUGACCAGCUGGGGUGACCCCUAUUACAUUGGCCUGACCGGCCUGGAGCUGUAUGACGAGCGGGGAGAAAAAAUUCCUUUGUCGGAAAACAAUAUCGCCGCCUUCCCGGACAGCGUGAACUCCCUGGAGGGUGUGUGUGGGGAUGUCCGGACCCCCGACAAGCUCAUCGACCAAGUGAACACCACCAGCGAUGGCAGACACAUGUGGCUGGCUCCCAUCCUGCCGGGGCUGGUGAACCGAGUGUAUGUAAUUUUCGAUCUGCCCACCACCGUGUCAAUGAUCAAACUGUGGAAUUACGCGAAAACACCCCAUCGAGGGGUGAAGGAGUUUGGUCUCCUGGUGGAUGACCUGCUGGUGUACAAUGGGGUCCUGGCCAUGGUGAGCCACUUGGUGGGCGGCAUCCUGCCCACAUGCGAACCUACGGUGCCCUACCACACCAUCCUCUUCACCGAGGACACGGAGAUCUGUCACCAGGAGAAGUACACCACCAUCAGCAACCAGGUGCAGGAUCAGGACAUCCAGAUGCUGAACGAGCGCCACGUUGUUACCAACGCCAAGCGGAAGCAGAGCGCUGUAGACCCAGCCUUACGCCCCAAAACCUGCAUAAGCGAAAAGGAGCCAGCGAGACGGUGGAGAUGCUGA